Messenger RNA from Penicillium atrosanguineum, 1587 nucleotides. RefSeq lists its product as uncharacterized. Lineage: Eukaryota; Fungi; Ascomycota; Eurotiomycetes; Eurotiales; Aspergillaceae. The transcript is spliced from 2 exons. The record is from RefSeq and is a predicted model, not a curated record. Gene Ontology annotation, molecular function: guanine deaminase activity; zinc ion binding. Bases 1 to 1587 code for a protein of 528 amino acids. Gene Ontology annotation, biological process: guanine metabolic process. Gene Ontology annotation, cellular component: cytosol.
AUGGCCGAAUCUUAUGAGUUUACUGUUUAUCGGGGCACUUUCAUCCAGCUGCCCCGCGGGGACUCUAGCCGAAAGCCGGAACUUGUUCGCAAUUGCGGUACCCUAUGGGUAUCCUCUACCGAUGGCCGGAUCAAGGGGUUUGACUGGCAGGCCCGGGACGAUGCGACUUUUCAGGAAUUGAUGAGCCGCAAUGGCUGGGUGGACGUUGAUGCGGCUACCAACGGCAACGGCGUCAAUGGUGCAACUGUCAAUGUCAAGGUUGUGAUUGCCAGUGAAGACAGAAAUGAGUUCUUCUUCCCCGGAUUUAUUGAUACCCAUAUCCACGCGCCUCAAUUCCCAAAUGUCGGGCUAUUCGGCUCUUCCACUCUUUUGGACUGGUUGGAAACAUACACUUUCCCCGUGGAAUCAGGAUUCGGAUCUAAGUCAGAUCCUAAAAACCAAGACAAGAAUCCUAAAGAUGCUCCGCCUUCUGCUCUUCGCAUUUACGAUCAAGUGGUUGCUCGAACACUUUCCCACGGUACUACAUGCGCAUCAUACUUCGCAACAGUUCAUGUCCCGGCAACAAAUGCCCUCGCCGCACUCUGCCACUCACGUGGCCAGCGCGCUUUCAUCGGUAGAACUUGCAUGGACAACCCAGACUUCUGCCCCGAAUACUACCGCGACCAAUCCGCCGACGACUCCAUUAGCGCAACAAGAUCAACAAUAGAGUACAUCCACACUCUGGACCCAAAGGGAACUCUCGUCAAACCUAUCGUCACACCCCGCUUCGUACCAACAUGCACCCGCCCCGCCCUAGAAGGUCUGGGGAAAUUAGUCGCAGAGUAUAACCCACCCCUGCACAUCCAAACGCAUAUCUCAGAAAACACAAACGAAGUCGCCCUCGUCAAGGACCUCUUUCCCGAAUGUCCGAGCUACGCCUCUGUCUAUGAUACAUACAAUCUCCUCACAUCGCGCACUAUCCUCGCUCAUGCAGUCCACCUGACAGCCGAUGAGCGCGCAUUGGUUCGCAAGCGCGAUGCUAAGAUCUCGCAUUGUCCUGCGUCAAAUGCUGCCCUCGGCUCUGGAAUUGCCCCCAUCCGCGUCAUGCUCGAUGAGGGUAUCACCGUCGGUCUUGGAACUGAUGUUAGCGGUGGAUAUAGUCCCAGUAUUCUUGAAGCCGCACGCCAGGCUUGUCUCUCUUCUCGACUCCUGGGUCAUACUACUGCUCACGCGGAAUGCAAGCCGGUUAACGGAUAUGAUAAGACGGAGGGACGGGAGAAGCUCUCUGUCGCUGAGGCCUUGUAUCUCGCGACACGUGGCGGUGCCGCAGUCGUCGAUAUGGCAGAUGAGAUCGGUGGUUUCGAAGAGGGUAUGAUCUGGGAUGCGCAGCUGAUCGAGCUCGGAGGUGUCAGUGAACAGGGUGAAUGCCCACUCGAUGUCGUGUCGAAUGGCAAUGGAAGUCUUGUGAAGCCUGGCCCUGUGGGGAAUGUCGAUCUCUUUGGAGCUGAGACCUGGGAGGAGAAGAUGCAGAAGUGGGUUUGGAGUGGUGAUGAUCGCAACACCAAGGCUGUUUGGGUCAGUGGGAGGUUAGUUCAUCAGAGGGUUUAG